Molecule: messenger RNA, 1077 nt
Organism: Hibiscus syriacus
Lineage: Eukaryota; Viridiplantae; Streptophyta; Magnoliopsida; Malvales; Malvaceae
Product: MDIS1-interacting receptor like kinase 2-like
Exons: 5
Coding region: 1-1077 (358 amino acids)
Biological process (GO): protein phosphorylation
Molecular function (GO): ATP binding; protein kinase activity
Source: RefSeq, a predicted model, not a curated record
AUGGGGCAGUAUUCCCCCGAAAUCGAAAUGUUGUCCGGUCUUGCUCGUCUUAACUUGGCUGCAAACAACUUAAAUGGCUCUAUUCCACGUUGGUUGUGGAAAUGCAAGACACUCUUGGAACUAAAUCUGAGUGUCAAUAGGUCCUCUUCCACACAACAAGGCCUUUCAAGAGGCUUCAUUGGAGGCUUUGAGGAACAACGAAGGCUUGUGCGAAAUACCACUCGUCUGGAACCAUACAUUGUUGAAGCAACUGAAGAAUUCGACUCCAAAUACUGCAUCGGAGUCGGAAGAUAUGGAAGCGUUUACAAGACACAAUUGUCUAAUGGUCAAGUGGUUGUUGUGAAGAAACGUCAUCCACUUCCAGAAGAUGUGGUGGCGGAUCAAAAGCCUUUUUGCAGUGAGAUUCAAGCUUUGACUGAAAUACGCCAUCGCAAUAUUCUGAAACUUCACGGUUUCUGUUCACAUCCCCGACAUUCGCUUUUGGUAUACGAGUUCUUGGAAGGAGGAAGCCUGGAGAAGAUACUAAAGACCGAUGAACAAGCAGUGGAGUUGGAUUGGAUUAAGAGAGUAAAUGUUGUUAAAGGCGUGGCUAAUGCUGUGUCAUAUAUGCACCAUGACUGCUCCCCUCCUAUAGCCCAUUGUUACAUUUCAAGCAAGAACAUUCUGCUUGAUUCAGACUAUGAGGCUCAUGUUGCAGACUUUGGUGCUGCCAGGCUUCUAAAGCCUGACUCAUCCAAUUGGACCUCAUUCGAAGGCACUUUAAGUUACACUGGACCAUGCGGCGGCGCCUACACGUCCACACUCCACUGCCGACGCCUCGCCAGAAUGCUCCAGAAACGCCACGACGUGCUCCACACGUCAAGCUCUAUGGUGACUCACCACCAUAACUAUGGUAACUCACCGGACGAUCCUUCUUUUAACCGGUCCGACGACAGCUUUGUGGUGGCCUAUAAAUAUGGCCACCAAACCUGCAAAAGAAAAGACCAAGAGCAAGAACCCAAGAGCAAAACAUCACCAACAACCAAGAAAAGAAACGAUGAAGCAGAGCAAUCAACAAGCACCCACAUCAAGCAGUAA